This is a messenger RNA of Branchiostoma floridae (Florida lancelet), 1270 nucleotides long. RefSeq lists its product as uncharacterized. Bases 408 to 1241 code for a protein of 277 amino acids. The record is from RefSeq and is a predicted model, not a curated record. NCBI's taxonomy places the organism in Eukaryota, Metazoa, Chordata, Leptocardii, Amphioxiformes, Branchiostomatidae. The transcript is spliced from 4 exons.
UUGAGCGCUGGACUCUGGUCUAAUGUGGGAAUAGAUAGCAGACCCGGCGGGGCGGGAUACCCACCAGGCGGCCCAUGCUAAGUACCGCUUAAGUGACAGAUGAUGUUCACCAAGGCCCUCCUUGGGCUGACACAUCUGGAAAGGAUAUCGGUUUGGCGGGAAAUAUGCGAGUAGCACAAGAAAUAACAAAUGCAAUUGUGUAGUUUUCCCCCCUAUUUUGUUGUGUUACAAGCAGACUUUUAACCCAGUAUAACAUCGCAAACUUUCAUUCUGUCGGACACAAUAACAAAAUAAUCUUUAAAACUAUUUAAUGAUAAAAAAACUUGAAGUGACCUGAGUUGAAAGGUCAGGUCACUAGUGGUUAGUGGCCUUAGAAAGACCCAGUGCCUAGUCUUGACUCACGCACGAUGGCUCUUCGGAAGUCCACGCGAACGAGGCGUUCUGCUGCGAAAGACGACUUCGAGUAUGGGCCAUGGAGUUUUCCCAGGGCUCGAGUAGAGAGAAGAGAGCCUCGGGAAAACUCCGACCCUUGGCCUAUCAUCGAAGUCGUCUCUCGAGUGGAUGCCAACCAGGUCAUAGUCAAGUGGGCAGGGGACUGGCCCAACAGCGUGGUGGACCUCCGGUUUAAUCCUGAGCUGGAGAAGCAGCUACAGGCAAACUGCUGCCACCCGGGGGUUAAAGUGUUCAAGGAGGAACAGCUACUCUUUCAUGACAAUGAUGAGCUGGCGCUCCUGAAGCAGGGCAUAUUUGACAACCUAAACUACCGGUACACUGCGUCCGUUGAUGAGGGACACCAGCGAAGGGUGACAGUCACCGUACCCUUCUCCGAAAACAACUUCAGGGCCCUGUUCCUCCAGCAGUUAUCGAUGCCACUGUGCAAAGAAUUGCUGGAGGAACAUCCCCUGGAGAACUGUUUCUCCAGACAGAGAGCAAUCAGCUUGCCAUAUGACAAGAUGGAGGAGAUGAACACAAUCCUGGGGAAGAACUGGGAUGUUAGGACCUUCCCUACAAACACGGUGUGCCGUGUCGUCCAGAUAGAUGGGGUGCAUAUCUCGUGGGGGUACAAGAAGAGAGAGACAUUCUCUCACAAGGAAUGCCCAAGGUGCAACUGGGAGGAGAGCUCUGGGUCGGAGCGACCUGACAGUUGCACCCCAAAGCUGUUCUACUUUGUGGGGAAAGCGGAGAUGAACUUCUCCUUCACAAGGCAGAGGGUGCACUGGGAGGCCGCAGAUGAGGCAUGAUGUAACAACUAGAACUAGUCAUCCUCUUC